Grus americana (Whooping crane) is the source of this 8089-nucleotide messenger RNA. It is a transcript of the gene GTF3C4, whose product is annotated as general transcription factor IIIC subunit 4. The transcript has 5 exons. Gene Ontology annotation, cellular component: transcription factor TFIIIC complex. The record is from RefSeq and is a predicted model, not a curated record. Gene Ontology annotation, biological process: transcription initiation at RNA polymerase III promoter. Bases 104 to 2539 code for a protein of 811 amino acids. NCBI's taxonomy places the organism in Eukaryota, Metazoa, Chordata, Aves, Gruiformes, Gruidae. Gene Ontology annotation, molecular function: histone acetyltransferase activity; protein binding.
UCACGGGGCGACGCAGGCGGCGGUGGGACAGCCCCAGCCGGGGCGGCCGGGGGCUUCAGCGGCGGCGGCGCAUGCGCGCUGCGGCCCGUGAGGCGGCGGUAAGAUGGCGGCGGCGGGACGCAGGGGCAGCCCCUCGCUGUCGGCGGGGGAGGAGGAGCCGCCGCUGGGACUCGACUCGUUCGUCGAGGAGGCGACGGCGGCGCCGAGCGCCGGGUUCCGGCUGACGGUGGUGCGACGGGAGCCGGCGGUGCGGCUGCAGCACGGUGUCAGCGGGCUGGAGCCGCUGGCCUGGUCGGAGGACCACCGGGUGUCGGUGAGCACGGCCCGCAGCAUCGCCGUCCUGGAGCAGCUCAGCGACGUCCACAGCGGCGGGCAGGAGAUGGUCAUCCACCGCACGGCCGUGCCCGCGCCCUCCGCCGCCUGUCUCCUCAAGGUUGGUCCAAAAAAGGAGGUAGCAGAAUGUAAGGAAAAGUUUGCAAGUUCAGCGGAUCCAACGGUUAGUCAAACUUUUAUGCUAGAUCGAGUAUUCAAUCCCGAGGGGAAGUCGUUGCCACCUAUGCGAGGAUUCAAGUAUUCCAGCUGGUCACCGCUGGGCUGUGACGCGAAUGGAAGGUGCCUGCUUGCUGCUUUAACCAUGGACAAUCGAUUGACAAUCCACGCAAACCUCAACAGACUGCAGUGGGUGCAGCUGGUGGACCUGACAGAGAUCUACGGGGAGCGUUUGUAUGAAGCCAGUUACAAACUUUCUAAGGCUGACACUCCCCGCGGAGAACUAGGAGACUUCUCUGAAUUUCAGCGACGGCACAGCAUGCAGACUCCAGUGCGCAUGGAGUGGUCGGGCAUCUGCACCACUCAGCAGGUGAAACACAACAACGAGUGCCGGGAUGUUGGUAGCGUGCUCUUAGCAGUACUCUUUGAAAACAGUAACAUUGCAGUUUGGCAAUUUCAGCUUCCAUUUCUGGGUAAGGAAUCAAUUACCUCUUGCAAUACCAUAGAGUCUGGAAUAAAUUCCCCAAGUGUGUUGUCUUGGUGGGACUAUGAACAUAACAACCGAAAGAUGAGCGGACUUAUUGUAGGGAGUGAUUUUGGACCAGUUAAGAUCCUUCCUGUCAAUCUAAAAGCAGUCAAAGGCUACUUUACACUGAGACAACCUGUAGUCUUAUGGCAAGAAAUGGACCAGUUACCAGUGCAUAGUAUCAAAUGUAUUCCUCUCUACCACCCCUACCAGAAAUGCAGUUGUAGCUUAGUGGUGGCUGCAAGAGGAGCUUAUGUGUUUUGGUGUCUCCUGUUGAUAUCCAAAGCAGGUCUGAAUGUCCAUAAUUCCCACGUGACAGGGCUUCAUUCGUUGCCAAUUGUAUCUUUGACAGCAGACAAACAGAACGGCACGGUGUACACGUGCUCCAGUGAUGGAAAGGUAAGGCAGCUGAUUCCUAUAUUCACAGAUGUUGCUUUAAAGUUUGAGCACCAGCUGAUUAAGCUCUCAGAAGUGUUUGGCUCUGUCAGGACUCACGGAAUAGCUGUUAGCCCAUGUGGUGCAUACUUAGCAAUUAUUACAACAGAGGGCAUGACUAACGGUCUUCACCCGGUUAACAAAAACUACCAAGUUCAGUUUGUAACCCUUAAGACUUUUGAGGAGGCAGCUGCGCAGCUCUUGGAAUCUUCUGUUCAGAACCUUUUCCGGCAAGUGGACUUGACGGAUCUCGUACGCUGGAAAAUUUUGAAGGAUAAGCAUAUUCCUCAAUUCUUACAGGAAGCACUGGAUAAAAAGAUUGAGAGCUGUGGUUCUACUUACUUCUGGCGGUUUAAGCUGUUCCUCCUGAGGAUUUUGUACCAGUCAAUGCAGAAAGCUCCCUCGGAGGUCAUGUGGAGACCCUCGCAUGAGGAUGCAAAAAUCUUGAUAUCAGAUUCCCCUGGGAUGGGCAGCACUGAAGACGAUCAAGAGGAAGGAACUUCUAAACAAGCCAGCAAGCAGAGCCUAUGUGACACAGGCAAAGGUACAGACGUAGAUGACACUGCAGAUGAUUCUCUUCAUCAGUCAAGUGAUGUAGGAGGCCGCGAGCCAAUGGAAGAAAAGCUUCUUGAAAUACAGGCACAAAUUGAGGCAGUAGAAAUGCACUUGACACGAGAACACAUGAAACGGGUGUUGGGAGAAGUUUAUCUGCACACAUGGAUUACAGAAAACACCAGUAUUCCCACCAGAGGAGUCUGUGACUUCUUAAUGUCUGAUGAUGGCUAUGAUGACAGAACAGCACGAGUGCUGAUUGGGCAUAUCUUAAAGAAAAUGAACAAACAGACUUUUCCAGAGCACUGCAGCUUGUGUAAAGAGAUCUUGCCAUUCACUGAUCGCAAACAGGCAGUCUGUUCCAACGGACAUAUUUGGCUCAGGUGCUUUCUAACCUACCAGUCCUGUCAAAGUUUGGAAUACAGGAGGUGUUUGCUUCAUGACAGCAUCGCACGGCAUCCAACCCCAGAAGAUCCUGAAUGGAUCAAGAGGUUAUUGCAAGGACCUUGCACGUUUUGUGAUUCUCCCGUGUUCUAGAGAAGAGCUAUGUAAAGAUUGAAAUUAUUUUCUCUGCUGCAUAAGCUCCCUUCAGUCUGGAAGGAUAUCGAGCAUGGGAAUAGACUUUACUGGAGGGGGAAGAUGUUAUCCAUGCCCUUGUAAAUAGAACACAGGAGGUUCUAGAAACUCCUUAAGUCCAGAGCUACUUCCAUGCUCCAGAAACAGGAGUACAUCUAGAAGAGCAAGUUUAUAAACCGGCUUGGAAACGUACCCCAUUGACACAGCAGCAGCUGGAUACACUUCCUUUUACCGAAAAGGAACUGAAGUCUUAAGCGUGCAGCGUGAACUGUCCUUUCUGCCUGACAACUGUGUGAUUUCCCAAAAGGACAGGACUAUGUGAUUUCCCUGGGACAGGAACAGCGGAGCUGCCUCUUGAAUGGUCUUGGUGGGUAGAGAAGGCUUCGGCUUGUGGUGCGCUCUCGUUUGCUUUUUAACAAGCACUGGCACUUGCUGCAGAAUAUUAAACUAUCAAAAUAAUUUGUGGUUCUAAUUUCUUGCAGAGUGAAGCGUAUGCCAGUUACAGCCAUAUGAGAGAAAUUGGCCGUUACAUUAGUUUCACUUAAAGUCUAGAAGAAUAGCUGCCUCUCAACUGUUUUAACAGUAUUGCAGUCAGAAGGGUAAUAUUGGCUGCCCGAGUCAAAUAUGGAUCAGUAAGAAUAAUUUUUAAAUGUAAUAAUUAUUAAACUAAUAGCAAUAGAUUAAACACUAAUAUAUAUAUAAAAAUAUUUCCAAUGGUCUUAAAUCUCUUGCCCCACUUUCUUUUUCUGAACUAAGUUCUAACCACUUCCUAGCUUUUGCCAACGUACAUGCCUUUCAUUUCACUUGACCCUCUACCCACAGGAAUCAUCUUUUUCAGUAUAACUCAGUUACCAAAAACAUUACCAAUUUACCUUAUUUUCAAUUGAAUGGAGAGUCUCUCUCAUAGAGAAGUCUGACACACAAGGAAUCGCUCCCAGCUGACAGAGUCUCUUUUAAUAAAAAUGCAAUAAAAAUCCCCAAGCCCAAACCCCACCAUGGCUAAAAUGUUACAGGUGAAAUAUAACCCUUGUAUAACCCUUUCUCAUCAAGAGAUUCAUAAAUAUGCCAAUGAUGUAGCAUGGCUGAGCCCAGAAAUUUAUUCUGCCUUCUAACUGUCCUAUCAGGAAAAAACCCCAUCUUUCUCUCUUUGGCAUCUAGUUCCUAUGGGGAGCAGGAGAAUCCUUUUCAACUUCCUAUGCAGUGUUAGAGGAGUAAUACCUCCAAAAUGUGUAUGGUUAUUUGGUACAAUUUGUCUCGUUGGCUUAAAUCCAUGUUGUCAAAUAAUCCAAAGUUAAUGUAUUUGCUUUCUUCAGAAUACCAAUUUGGACACUUGGAUGUGUUGCCCUGUUUGUGAUUCAUGACACUUCUAAUUGUGUGUGAAGUCCUCUGUAGCUAUUUGAGAAAUCAAGGAAUUGUCCUGACAGGAUCAGUUUCCAACUAUGCAUGUGUGGAUUGGUGCUUAACUUUCCUUGACGUAAUGACUAUGCAUAUUUUCUUAACCUUCCUUCACCUUUAGUAGGAGCAAAUUUUUGCUUCAGCUGACAUGAAAACAAGUCAGCUGUCCUUACUAUUCAGAGUUUCAUGCAUAAAGCAUGAUAGUGCUGUGACUGAGAAUAAUAUUAAUAUAGUAGCCUAGAACAGCAGAAGCACAUUCAUCUGUAAAAUAAUUAGCCCUGUUUGUAAAUACCCUUGGAAGUGAUACCAUAAUUGUAUUAAAGAAAUGUUUAGUUUUUUAUUGUUGUGCAUUGAAAAUUGAAAUUACUUCACUGUGUCUGCAAAGAAAGAAAAUGUAGAUCAUGAUAGCAUCUAGUAAAACAAAGAGUAACCUUGAUAACUAAUGUGUGCGUAGUUUGGGGCCAGGUACUGUACCUGGGGCAGCAUCUAUCUUCUUGCCAGUGUUGAUGGGGUUUGGGGGAACAGAACAUCAGUUUCCAGUUUCCAGCUGAACAGGUUUAUUCAUGGUGGUAGGAAAAAUGUUUUAAGUGGAAGCUGCAAGUCCUUGUCCAGGCAGUCCUGACCAGUUCAUCAGCGAGUGUUCCAAUUCAGAAAUUCACCUGACUAUGGAAAAGGUGAGAGUGUGUCCAGAACCAUGUGUAAAUGCUUUAAAAAAAAAAGUCAACAUUUAUUUGAUACUGGCUUAGAAACCAUAAUAAUAUCCUGAUCUGCUAAAGCGUUUAAGUCUGGCUGACCAAAAGGCUCAACAUGAUAUCACUAGAUUAACUCCUGGUGAAUACUUCUAGCAGUUACCUUGAUUUUCCCUGGAUUGAAUUUUAAUGCUUUAGACAUGUAGGAGCUCUAGUACACCUAGCAUUGUUAGUUUUCCUUGUCUUUCAAGGCAGUAGAUACUCAGUAUACCAUUGCCAGUUUAUUUAAUCUGAUUUAUGACUGCUGGGAUAAUGGAAUUUUAAAGCCAACGAUGCUGGCUUUGUCUGCAUGCCAGUGGAGAUCCUUUAGCACAAAGCUUUCACUUCUCACCCUGACCCAUUCGCAACAGGCAAAGAGGUAUUGCGAUUUAAUUUUUUUUUUUAAACUAUCACUGGUUCCUACAUGUUUUUUUAACUAGCAUAGGCUUGAAUAGCAUAGCACACCUCAGACCAGUAAUGUGUAACCUCUGAUGUUGAUCUUACUGGAUUUUUCUGCCCAGCUGAGACAUCCUCCUUCAGGAAACCUUUUACUGGUCUUGGACGCCAUUCUGGGAACGUGGACAUUAGUCCCAUUCCUGUUGGAGUACCGUAACAACCUGCAGGGCUGCAGCAGCACCUUGACGUGUUAUCCCUCGUGUCGUCCUAAUCAAACCCCUCACUUUGAUCCCACGCAGGGAAGGUGAGUGGCUGAGGGAGGUACGAGCACCUGCUGCCAGAUCCCCAUGCUAUUUUGCCAUUAACAGAACUGCCUUCUCAAGCUGAUACGUAGUCGAGCUAUCCAACAGUAAGGCCCAAUCUGUUUUGGGACACCAAGUGAAGUAUUCAAAGAAUAAAUCCCACAAAAUCAGAGUUUCUCUUGCUAAGUUUUUGCCCUAAGUUUUGCAAGAUAUCCCAAGCAAGUGAAUAGCAGAAGGCUCUCCUCAACCGCUUCGCCAUUUAGUGGUAAACACUCUGGCUGUUCAUGGUGCCUCACCUCCAGAGGAAGAGUAAUGCUUCAGCAGAGGGACUAAGCUGUUGUUGAUGCAGUGCUGCUUUUUUUUUUUUUUAAAGAAUUGUGGUACUUGCUCUUGCAUCUGAUAAUUAAUAGAUGCUGUGUUCUGUGUCUGAAGCUAAUGUGUCAUUGUCCUCGAUAAGUAGCUUCUGACAGCAUUUAAGAUUGAAAUGCUCAUGCUGCUCAUGCUGAUAAACUUAUCCCUCCUUCACUAGGCUGAAGAAACCCAAGUUCACUGGGUAAGCAGAACAGCUCUGGACUGCACAGCUUGUUAGUGCCUUGGUGCUACGUGCCGUUGUUUGAACUGAGGUCAAAGUUUGGGGUCACGAGGACUCUGUCUUGGGUCUCCAAGCUACACCUCCUGCUCUAGAGCUGGUGGCAGCAGAACUCAUUGCUGCCUUUUACCUUAAUUCAGCGAUGGGUUGGGGACUUCAGCAUUCAAUCAUCCUUUCCUUUUGUAUGUUCCCCCAUCCUAUUAAUCCCAUUGUAUAUUUCUAGAGAGGAAAUAUUAUGGUUGCUAAUGCAUACAUACAGGCAAUAAAUAUUUCCCUUAUUUUCUUAAACUUACCAGGUUUUCCACUGGCUAAUGUAUCAUCAGUGAUUAUGGGCAGCAGAACACCAUUUAUUCUAUCCUCAUUAAGGGUUUCUUGACAUAAAAGAACUGAACGCAAACAUUUAUAGUCCUAGUUAAAGGCUAACAAAUCACACUUGUGCUGUUGUGCCCUAAACUAACAUUUACGGGAGACUUGUUUGUACCAGUUUAAUUUCUGAAACAUAGAGCCCUUCCCUCAUGACUUGCCCAGUCUGCGAGGCAGCGGACAGCCUUGCAGGUGCAACUGCUGGAGUCUCAGUUGCCAUCUCCAGGUAGGGUGUCAGGGAGAGAGCCCAUCCCUUCUCUGAGGACUCCGAGUAAUGAAUUCUUUCUGGCAGUCACCUUGUAAGCAUGUAGUUACUAGCAGUCCAAUAUUUAAUAAUAUAAUAAACUUCAAAUUUGUUACUGCAAAAUGUUAGUUCAUGUUUUUGCAGCUGGAAGUAAGGGCAAUAGCAGUCUUAGCCUCAAAGCGUGGGUAGUCGUGGCAAAAGUCAGACUUCAAGUAAGCAUCUAAACUAACUGGAAGAAGGCGUUGCUAGGCUCUCAGUAAACAGAGGUGAAAUGCUCAAAGUAGUUACCAAUACCAUGUCUGUCCUCAUCGCCCUCUUGUAUUCCCUUUUGAAGUUUCUGUAUCAGGCCUGUAAACGCACAAUUACGCUGGUUAUACUCCAGACUUACAUCGAAGUGGGUGGGGUUUAACCAGAACUGGUACCAGCGUCAGCGUGGAGAUGCCCGAUAGUUUGCAGCUCCGCUGGGGAAUACCAGGUUGGAAAGCUGCUUUUUUCCCCUCCAUGUGAGUAAACAGGGAGAGCUUGAGCCUGGCUCUACUCCUCUGGAGUCCUGUCCUACCUGUUAAGGUUCCUGCACCUUCAGAGUCGAGCCUUCUCUUGGAAGUCUCGAUCCAGGGUAGCUUUUCACAACUUGUAGAGGUCAGCGUGCGUGUACAGUGAUGGAGGGAGGGCCUUGGGUAGGUAGUCUCACUUCAGUUUCUGCCUGUGUUAAUCUUUGGCUAUGCUCAGUCCUAACUCGUACUUUACACUGGAGAUGUUCCCAGACCCUUGGUGUCACUUGGAAUAUUCUUAUUCUGUCACUAAUUUUUAACGCUAACUCAGAUUUUAGCACCCUUCGCUCAAAAGACCUGGAACUUCUGCUGCUCUGUCAUGGUCUGGGCAGUGACCUCAGGAGCGUCACAGCUGCCUGCGGAUGAGGUAUCAUCGUUGCCACGCAGCCGGUACGCAAGGCACUUACUGCAUUAACGACACUACGGUUCGGGGAGGAAGCGGAGUAAUUCCGUGUGCUGUCUUAGGCUGCGGCUGCAUCCACCCAAAUGUGAAUGUUUGGAGCACCUUCGUCACAGGAGGACUCCGGCACUGCUGAGCCCUGCAGCAUUCUUAUUUAACACAAAACUAGGGGGCCAGCCCUGAAAAGGGAAAACCCGCGAGCCAUCCAAGUGAAACUGUUCAGAGCAGAGUUUAAUUGCUCCGCUGAUCUAGCUGAUCUCUUGGUGCUACUUUAAUUCCGUUAUGGGGUGUGAGUGUUGUAGCUGGUCACCAGGCUGCACGAAAAGCAAAGCUGAGUUUUUAAUCUUUAGUUUCUGGAUUUUUCCUUUGAGGCUUCGCUCAUGGGAGGGUCUGACAACAUUGCUGUGAAUACUGAUGCUGUGUAUAUGGCACAUUUUGUAAACAUGAAGCAAACCUGGAUGAAUGUUUUGUAUACUGCGACAGUAGCAUUGUAAUCCUGCUCCUUUUUUAUUCUAAAUAAAUAAAGUACUUGUUUGUAAUGCC